AUUCCAGGGGCGGGUGGAUGCUCUGGGUCCGCCUUCGUCGUGGCGUCGAGGAGAGGUUUCAGGGACCAGUUCGCGCUGUUUUGAAUCUUGGCGCUGGCGCACUGAGCAGUUUAGCUGUUGGUUAGCGGAGCAGAAACUAUGUGAAGCAGAACUCUUUCUGAAUUCUGAAAGACAUCAUUUCACCAUGGGACAGCAAAUUUCGGAUCAGACGCAGUUGGUUAUUAACAAGUUACCAGAAAAAGUAGUAAAGCACGUCACCUUGGUUCGAGAAAGUGGCUCCUUAACUUAUGAGGAAUUUCUUGGGCGAGUAGCUGAGCUCAAUGACGUAACUGCUAAGGUAGCUGCUGGCCAGGAAAAGCAUCUUCUCUUUGAGGUACAACCUGGGUCCGAUUCCUCUGCCUUUUGGAAAGUGGUUGUACGGGUGGUCUGUACCAAGAUUAACAAAAGCAGUGGCAUCGUGGAGGCAUCACGGAUCAUGAAUUUAUACCAGUUUAUCCAGCUAUAUAAAGACAUCACAAGCCAAGCUGCUGGAGUGUUGGCUCAGAGCUCCACCUCUGAAGAGCCUGAUGGGAACCCAUCCUCUGUAACGUCUUGUCAGGCUAGUCUCUGGAUGGGCAGGGUGAAGCAGCUGACUGAUGAGGAGGAGUGUUGUAUCUGCAUGGACGGGCGAGCUGACCUCAUCCUGCCCUGUGCUCACAGCUUCUGUCAGAAGUGUAUUGAUAAAUGGAGUGAUCGCCACAGGAACUGCCCCAUUUGUCGCCUACAGAUGACUGGAGCAAAUGAAUCGUGGGUGGUGUCAGAUGCACCCACUGAAGAUGACAUGGCUAACUAUAUUCUUAACAUGGCUGAUGAGGCAGGCCAGCCCCACAGGCCGUGACUUGGGGGAAGACUUCCUGUUGUUAUUCCAAACUACAAAUACACUGUUGUCAUAGAGGAGGGACGUUGUGGCACACAUAGAAAUAUCAGUUUCCCACCCUCUUAUUUUUGCUAUUCUGAUAAUAUGUCCCGUUCUUAAAUAAACUCCCAUGUCUUCCAGCAAUGGUGGGCUACAGUUUGCUACUGUUUAGCCAUAUUUCCCAUAGCCCACCUAUUCUAUGUUGCUCUUGAGCCCUUUGCUACAGAUAGCAGCAAUACUUGACACUACUGCUUUUCAGGGAGGGAGGGACUGUUCUGGCAUCUUCUUAGUGGGUUUUAAUUUUAGAGUGUUGACAGUUGUAGCCAUCUGAGAUAAGUGACUGAAACUAAUGUCUCAGCUGGAACCUGAGUCGAGUGUGCUCUGCCCCUGGAUCCUUCAGUACUGUGGCCCAAUAGCUUCCCGAUUUUAUACGUCACCUUUGGCCUUGGGUUCUGGAACGACUCUCUAUGUUGCCAUGAUGCAGCACACAGAUUAGGACUGUCUGGUUGGGACUCUGUCUCGAAGAUGGACUAUACUGGAGGGAUCUUCAUGGCUGUUUUAGAAAUGCAUCUCCAGACCUGAAUAGGUGUCCAUUGGAGUUUUCAUAAUGCCCAUGUAGCUUGAGUUUUCAGAGGGAAUUUUUUUCUUUAUAGAAACACACAUUUUAUAUUUCCAGGUUACACUGAGUCAUCCAAUCCUGAGCUAGACUGCAUUUUAGGUAAAAAUACCUUUCUGAGGCUUCGGUUUCCUCAAAUUUCUCAGAUUAAAAGAAGAGGAAGAUCAGGUAAAUGUCUUCACCAUGCAGUUGUAAAACUCCAGAAUCCAGACCUCGAUUGGCUUUCUCCCCAUUUCUCUGCACUAUUCAAGCUUCUGGAGAGAGAACAGUAACAGGAGUGCAGCCUUAGCGACCUCGGCAGUGGCUUAUGGAAGAAGAUGUUAAUGCUAACAGUUCAGCCUAUAAAAAAGCUAGUGUAUGAAAUAAGUCCCCUUUAAGAAAUUUUAGCAUUCCAUAGAAAUCUUCUCACUGAUUUUUGGCAAUUUGCAAAUGUUCCUAUUUUCCUCAGUAUAGGUGUACACAAUUGAAGUUACUGCUUAUUGAUUUUUGAUUCAGAUUUUAAUGAACAUUCAAAUAAAAUCCCUUUCACAGAAAAACAUCUGACUUGAUUCAGAUUUUAAUGAACAUUCAAAUAAAAUCCCUUUCAAAGAAAAAGGUCUGGCUUGAUUCUGCACCACAAACACUGAAGAUAUCAGUAGUCUACUCACUGUAAUGACAGGACAGUGACAUGCAUACCAGAUGGCUAAGUAGUCCUGCACAGUGCUGUCAUCUAUCAUACCUUAGCUGUGAUGGUUUCAUGACCUUGAGAAAGCCUUACUCUGCUGUAGGUUCCUAUGGAGGAACUGAGAUUGCAUUUGUGGUUUUCAAACAUAAGCAUUUCAAGUAGAUGUUGAGAGUCUAUUCACACUGAGUGCAUACACAAUGCUACCCCAUUACAGAGAAGCUACAUUUUACUAAUAGAGGUUUUCUUAUGUAAACUUUAACAGUGUGAUCACUUUUAAGUCAGUAUAUGAAAAUGUGAAAAUGCAUUGGUGAUACAGUUUCAUUAGAAUUUGUGAAUGAAAAACUUCUGUUUUGUAAAAAUAAUAAUUCAGGGCUAGAGGUGUAGCUCAGUUGGUAGAGUGUUUGCCUAGUGUCUAUAAAGCCUGGCUUCCAUCCAGCACUGCAUAAAAACAGUGCUGCUGGUACACCCCUACUACCCUAGCACUUGAGAGGAGGAAGCAGGAAGACCAGAAGUUCCAGGUCAUCUCCACCACAUAGUUCAAGAAUAGCCUGGGCUACACUGAAACUCUAUUUCAAAAAAAUAAAAUAAAAAAAUUGGGGUGGUCAGGCUACAGAGCUAACUCAGUGGUAAGAGCACUUGCUGUUCGUGCAGAGGACCAGAGUUUACUCCCCAGCAUCCACAUUAGUGGUUCACAGCCACCUGCAUCUCCAGCUCCAGGGGGUCCAACGCCCUUUUCUGAUCUCUAGAACACCCACAUGCAUGUUACACACAGACACACACUAACAAAAACAAAUCUUUAAAACAUAUUUGCAGAUGAUUGAAGCUCGUCUGUUGAUUGGCAAGUGCUCCAUAGAACACAUUCUUUAAGCCUUGGGAUAAGUGAUCUUCUGAGGUGUUUUCUAGCCCUAAAAUUGUCCUUUUGGAUUUAGACUUGCUGGGUUUAAUUCAAAUUGUGUCAUUUCAAAGUGUUUCUGAAAUGAAAUGCAUAGUUUAGGGGUUGGGGAUAUUUCUAGCAAUAGCCAAUACUUCUGUUCCCCAGAAUCCUUCACUUUUGAAAGAACUGAAAGAAAGAGUUCAGUGACUUGCUAUUGCCCAUUUCCCUUUUCUUAAAGUGUGAGCUCUGAGAUGCUAACUGGUCUACUGUGAAGUGUCAUGUCUCCAACUGCCUUAUCAAGUAGUGAGCAGAGUUCUCUAUGCAUUCCGUUGAACUGGGUGGUGACUCUUCAGAUGUCAACAGUAGGUAGGUACAGUAGGUAGAGUUCACCAUAGGAUCUAAUCAUAAAAGUUGUACAUUUGUCUCAUCAGUAAAAUGUAUACUUUUUCUAUUCUGUACAGCUUUGUCUUUUUAAAAUAAGGACUACGUAAAUACACUUACCAUGGUAGGAAAUUGUGUGCCUUCAGAGAUGUGUGAACUGCCUCCUGCUUUAGGGAAUUGUUGUAAAUUGUAUGUUAGUGCUGUGCUCACUCAGUAACAGUGAGUUGAUUCGGAUACUGUAGACACUGGGUUUCAGAAAGAGUCUGACUGUGUGCUGAUGUAAAGGCUGAGAAGAGCAAAGCCUGUUUUAUUCUUAGGAGAAACUGAUACACUGUGCAAUAAGUAAACUUUGCAAGUGAACAUUAGCUAACUAAAAAGACUUUUGCUUAUGUAAUUGCACAUUCUUAUAUACUAAAUAUUUAUAUUUAUUAGAGGACUGUUUUAUAUUAUGCUCUGGGGAUCGUGAUAUUUGUGUGCUGUUUUGAGGUGAUUUUCUUGUAUUAAUGUACAGCUGGGUAAUAAGGCUGCUUGGAAACCUUUGGUUCCCUGAUUUUUUAACACUGGGAAGUUGGGUGCAUUAAAAGAUAGUCUGAAUAACUGGCA
Grammomys surdaster is the source of this 4033-nucleotide messenger RNA. It is a transcript of the gene Rnf141, whose product is annotated as ring finger protein 141. Bases 185 to 877 code for a protein of 230 amino acids. Gene Ontology annotation, biological process: protein autoubiquitination. Gene Ontology annotation, molecular function: ubiquitin-protein transferase activity. The transcript has 6 exons. The record is from RefSeq and is a predicted model, not a curated record. NCBI's taxonomy places the organism in Eukaryota, Metazoa, Chordata, Mammalia, Rodentia, Muridae.